Molecule: messenger RNA, 3299 nt
Organism: Lethenteron reissneri (Far Eastern brook lamprey)
Lineage: Eukaryota; Metazoa; Chordata; Hyperoartia; Petromyzontiformes; Petromyzontidae
Gene: G6PD
Product: glucose-6-phosphate dehydrogenase
Biological process (GO): pentose-phosphate shunt, oxidative branch; glucose metabolic process
Cellular component (GO): cytosol
Molecular function (GO): NADP binding; glucose-6-phosphate dehydrogenase activity
Source: RefSeq, a predicted model, not a curated record
GGAAGUGUUUGGCUUCGGGCUGGUUGCGCGGUAUUCUUGGGGUUUUUGCGUCGUUUUCUAUUUGGUUUAUUUCUUAGUUCGGAACAGAUCGAUAACGGGGUUUGGAGCGAUGAACAACCGUCAUCAGCACCUGUCCCAAGCGGACGUGAUGGACCUCCUGCGGCAGGAGCUCCGAGACGACGAGGAUUUCCACGAGAAGGAGACACAUUUUUUCGUUGUCCUGGGCGCCUCGGGAGAUCUGGCCAAGAAGAAAAUCUAUCCGACACUCUGGUGGCUGUUCAGGGAUGGGCUGCUGCCGAGCGACACGUACGUGAUCGGGUACGCGCGCUCCGCCAUCACCAUGAAGGACAUCCGUGAGCGCUGCCUGCCCUUCCUGAAGGUGCGAACGGGCGAGGAGGAAGCCCUGGAGAAGUUCUUCACCCGCAACAUCUACGUGUCGGGCCAGUACGACGUGCGGCAGCCGUUCGAGAAGCUCGCCGCCCAGCUGGACACGCUCGCCCACGGCCGCCUCUCUAACCGCCUCUUCUACCUCGCGCUGCCGCCCAGCGUCUUCGAGUCCGUCACAUCCAACGUGCGCUCCACCUGCAUGAGCACCACCGGCUGGAACCGGGUGAUCGUGGAGAAGCCGUUUGGCCGCGACCUGCAGAGCUCGGACAAGCUGUCGCAACACCUGGCGCAGCUGUUCUCCGAGGAGCAGAUCUACCGCAUCGACCACUACCUGGGCAAGGAGAUGGUGCAGAACCUCAUGGUGCUCAGGUUUGGGAACCGGAUCUUCGGUCCUAUUUGGAACCGGGACAACAUCGCGUCGGUGGUGAUCACCUUCAAGGAGCCGUUCGGCACAGAGGGGCGUGGCGGAUACUUCGACGAGUUCGGCAUCAUCAGGGACGUGAUGCAGAACCACCUGCUGCAAAUGCUGUGCCUGGUGGCCAUGGAGAAACCGACGUCCACGAGCUCGGACGACGUUCGCAACGAGAAGGUGAAGGUGCUCAAGUGCGUGCCGGAGAUCUUGCUGGAGGACGUGGUGCUGGGUCAGUACGUGGCUCGGCCUGGCAGCACGGGUCCCGGCGAGGAGGGCGGCUACUUGGACGACCCCACGGUGCCCGCGGGCUCCGUCACCCCCACCUUCGCCUCCGUGGUGCUCUACGUGCAGAACGAGCGGUGGGACGGCGUUCCGUUCGUGCUGCGCUGCGGCAAGGCUCUGAACGAGCGCAAGGCCGAGAUGCGGCUGCAGUUCCGCGACGCGCCAGGCGACAUCUUCCAGCGACAGUGCAAGCGCAACGAGCUGGUGAUCCGCGUGCAGCCCAACGAAGCAGUCUACAUGAAGAUGAUGACCAAGAAGCCCGGCAUGCACUUCGCUCCCGACGAGUCGGAGCUUGACCUCACUUACAGCAGCCGCUACCGCGACGUGAAACUGCCCGAUGCUUACGAGCGCCUCAUCCUAGACGUGUUCUGCGGGAGUCAGAUCCACUUUGUGCGCAGCGACGAGCUGAAAGAAGCGUGGAGGAUAUUCACUCCUCUGCUGGACAAGAUUGAGAAGGAGAAGAUCAAACCCAUUCCUUAUGACUACGGCAGCCGUGGACCCAAGGAGGCGGACGAGCUGCUCAGCAGAGUGGGGUUUCGCUACGAGGGAACCUACAAGUGGGUGGCUAGUUGAGCACAGUCGCAGCCGUGGAACUGUUCCUGCUGUCACCACCUCCCCCCUUCGCGUCGCGUCUCCAUCCGCCCCGACAACGACCCCGUUGCCAGCCACGACUGGAUCGGCGAAGCCCACGGCCACAAGCCCCCCCCCUCCCCACACGCGCACUUCAUGACUCCCACUUCACGGCUCCCAUUGAAGUCGACUUGAAGAAGCGGAGAGCUUCUCGACCGUCUUGGUGUGGCGCUGCCUGCCCCCCUCCCCCCCUAGUCAGAAUCAGAAUAUGUAUUUAUACUGGAGGAAUUCGAGCUAUAAAGAUAUUUUUCACAUAUGUCCAGUUGGGGCGUGUAAGAAUGUUACAACGACAAUACAAAAAAAACGAUAGGGGUGUAAAGUAUAGGAAAGGGAAACAAAUAAAUUCAGAAAUAUCUACAAAUGAAACUUAACAAAAAAAUGUAUCUGACCAAGUCAAGCCCACUGAGCUGUUAACUUCUUUUUCAGAAGCGACCUGGCCACAAAUGAUAGCUCAACAAAGUGGCUUUUAUCGUUGGGAAAUUUAUAGCAGCAAAAUUGUAAAGCAGUCAAGAUCGCUGUUCAUCCCUGUCCCUCCCUCUCCGCUGGCCCACCCCUCCAACAGACCUCCGGUGACCCCAAGGCCACCACAGGCGCAGGACACACGAGUGGUCGCGUGUCCGCGCAUCGAGUCGACACGGUGUUCAAAGUCAGGCGAUUGUUUCACGUGGCGAAUUACUGGAGUGCGACUUGUCACCACGGGGUGGCGCUGAUGCACGAGAUUCACACCGUGUGGGUGCCGUGCAGGAAAAGUUUGUGCUGCACGGUAUCCAUGCCGCAGCCUCGGCAUUCUCCCGAAAAGGUUUUUGUGUUUCCCUGGAUGGAAGGGUAGAGGUGGGGGUCAGCCAUGAGUUAAGAACUACUUACUUGAAGAAAGAUGGAACCCAAACAGAUGGGGAGUUAUAUGAUUUCAUUAUUUCAUUCUCAAAACUUUAAUAUCCAGGCGAUGCAGAAGUUGCAAUCUGCAAGCACCGAGCUCCGAUUGGACAAGAGGAGCCCAAGCAUCGUGUUCUGAUUGGACAGGAGGGGCCCAAGCACCGGGCUUUAAUUGGACGGGGGGGGGGGGCCGAAUCACCGCGCUAUGGUUGGACAGGGGAGGGGGGGGGGCAAUUACCGUGCUAUGAUUGGACAGGAGGAACCCAAUCACCGGGCUGUAAUUGGACAGGAGGGGCCCAAGGACUGGGCUAUGAUUGGACAGGAGGGACCCCACUUCAUUGCUUGCACCCCACGGCUGUUACUCCCUGCCGGCGAUCCUUCUGCAACGGUUGUGUGCCCCCGAAAGAGGACACUUAGCCUGGCACUGCCACUUUCGUGAUUGAAUGUUGGUUUGUUUUCUGUAAGUUGCUGGUGUUCAUUCACUAUGAUGACAAUGCUGUUCAACCCAAGGCCUAAUGGCUUGGCUUGUUUUCUCAUCCAUUUUCUUUUCAUUCUAUAAUUAUUCACGGGACCGAUUUUCGUGGUAAAAAUGGGACCAAACGUUUUUGUUAUUGUUCACGUGUGACAUUUCUAUUAAAUCAGUUUUGUUUGAAUGUGCAGAAAAUGUUGAUUAUCAAAACCCAUGACAUCUGUAAUAAACAACUACAUUCCAUCA